Molecule: messenger RNA, 1412 nt
Organism: Venturia canescens
Lineage: Eukaryota; Metazoa; Arthropoda; Insecta; Hymenoptera; Ichneumonidae
Gene: eIF4E4
Product: eukaryotic translation initiation factor 4E-1A-like
Exons: 4
Coding region: 161-802 (213 amino acids)
Biological process (GO): translational initiation
Cellular component (GO): eukaryotic translation initiation factor 4F complex; cytoplasm
Molecular function (GO): RNA 7-methylguanosine cap binding; translation initiation factor activity
Source: RefSeq, a predicted model, not a curated record
ACUGCCUUUCUACAUAAGGGCAUGUAACUCUUGAGUUUUGGCCUUUUCCGGCACUGUCAAAUUAACCGAAAUUUUCUCCAACUCUCAGCUUUAUUAAAUCUGCGUUAUUUAGAAAAUUUCAGCGGAAUUUUCGUUCACAUUUUGUCGUUUUGGGGUUACUAUGCUAUCAGAAAUUACCGCUAUGAAUAUUGAGAUAGAGAAGACUGAGCAGGAAGCUACAAGCGUCGAAGAAUAUCCACCGGAAUUACUCAUUAAACAUCCUCUCCAAAAUACAUGGACACUGUGGUACUAUGAGACUGAUAGAAACAAAAGUUGGAAAGAAAGCCAACGUGAAAUCAUCAGUUUUGAUACAGCCGAAGAUUUUUGGAGUUUAUACAAUCACAUAAAACCGGCGUCUGAGUUGAAACAUGGGAGCGACUACAGUUUGUUCAAACAAGGGAUCCAACCUAUGUGGGAGGAUGAUGCGAACAAGCGCGGAGGUAGAUGGCUACUGCAGUUGGAAAAGAAGCAGAGAAACACGGAUCUCGAUCACUUUUGGCUCGAAAUAUUAUUGUGCAUGAUAGGCGAAGCAUUCAACGGUUACUCCGAUGAUAUUUGUGGAGCAGUAGUUAAUGUACGGACCAAGGGUGAUAAAUUAGGUAUCUGGACAGCCGAUACUAGUAGAUCCCAAAGCGUUAUAGAAAUUGGACGCAAAUUGAAGGAACGUUUGAGGAUUGCCUCCAAGGUUACAAUAGGCUAUCAGGCGCAUAAUGACACCAUGGUGAAAUCGGGAAGUAGUACGAAAAAUAUUUAUCAAGUUUAACACUUGGUCGUACAUUUUCAUCCGAUCUUAUUUAACACUAUUCAUUAUCAUCGAAGAUCGAUUUUUUUUGCUUUUUUUUUAUCUCCUCAUCGGUAACCAGAUUAAAUUUAUGAGUAACUGCUGGCAAUUAUGUGGCAAGACGUUAAAAUAUAAUAUAUAUUGUAUGCGGGACGACUUCGCGACAAAACAUGAAACAACUGAGAGAAAAAUAUUACUUUUUUUCGUUUUUUUUACACUUUGCGCCUAAUCGUGUACUCUUUUCCGAAUGUUUCGGGUGUUGGAUUACAUGGUUGUUUUUUUUUCUUUUUUUUUCAUCGAGAUAUGUUCAACAUGUAUUACAAAUGGAAUUUUUCAUUCAUCUAUUAUGCAUAAGUACUGAGUGCAAAGUAAAAAAGCGAGGGAGAAGUGAAGGAGUGAGAAUUGAAUAAAAUAAAAAAAUAUCAACGUGUAUAAAAUAUAAUACUUAUAGUUUCACGAAAAAAACGUGCGGGCUGCUCUAAUAAUUUCAUGUUGUGUUUCUACUUUAUGGGCAUACCGUUAAGGGUGUUUCAUGAUAAUUUGUACGUUUUCUCGCAUUUUCAUAAAUAAACGUAUACGAUACAUGAAAAAA